Molecule: messenger RNA, 1169 nt
Organism: Halteromyces radiatus
Lineage: Eukaryota; Fungi; Mucoromycota; Mucoromycetes; Mucorales; Cunninghamellaceae
Product: mitochondrial distribution and morphology protein 10
Exons: 4
Coding region: 15-1118 (367 amino acids)
Biological process (GO): establishment of mitochondrion localization; protein insertion into mitochondrial outer membrane; mitochondrial outer membrane translocase complex assembly
Cellular component (GO): SAM complex; ERMES complex
Source: RefSeq, a predicted model, not a curated record
UUUUUUUUUUUAUUAUGUAUGACUUUAUGGAAUAUUGUCUUCGACGUUAUUAUCGAUCGUCUGGAUGGAAUGAAGAAAAUCAAUAUUCCAAUUUAUGUUCAUGGUCACGUACACUACUUGAUUUUUAUACCCCUCGUGGACUUUCACUUCACCUUGCCAAGUUACCUACUCCUCAAUUCAAACCUUCUUAUACAAUGAAUGCAUUACCUUCUUUGAAUGGUAGUAUUGGUUAUUUAUUUACAUCUGAACCUUUGGAUGUUGGCACUAGUGGUACAGUUGACUUUCAAGAUAUGGUAGAUCAAUUUUGUCUUCAACGAACAAAUAUCUCCUCAUUAGACUCAAUACGAGAUAAAAGUUAUUUGGUAUAUGGACGUAUGUUUUUCCCUGGAGCGGCGUUGGAGUCCAUGUACGUUCGACGAUUAUCUCCACGAUUACAAUACUUGAUUACUGCUGUCAAUCAUCCACGUGAUACUGGCUUACCACAAAUGGCUUUUCAGUUACAAUACGAUGUAGGCAAAUGGUGUUCAGAAUGCUCUUAUACGACGGAUGAUGGAUUAUUGGGACUACGUGCUUUAUACAAUUUUGGGAAACCAUCAGAAGAAGGACAUGGACAAUGGUCUUUAGGAACUGAAGUUUAUUAUGGCACUUUGGACAAGAGUGGUGGAUUAUCUACUGGUUUACGAUAUCGCACUCAUCCAUCUUCAACUUCACCUAUCAAUGUCACCUACACUUUGAAUCCUAUUGUUGGUCAUAUGACUACUGCCUAUGUCGCCCAAGUGGCAGAAAACUUGGUGAUGUGCUCUCGGUUUGAAUUCAGUAUUUAUUCUUAUGAAAGUGAUUUGGCAUUAGGGUUCGAAUAUCGUACCAAAAAUAAUAACCACGACAAAGAAGAUAAGGAGAAAAACUUGAUUGUGGAUGAAACGACUACAACAGUUGCAACAAGUACAAAGAAAUUGGAAGGAUUGAUCAAAGUUAGAUUAGGAUUCUCAUCUGGACUUGCUUUGAUGUGGGAAGGACGGUACAAGAAUACUUUAUUUAGCCUUGGAUUAACGGCAGAUCUCUCCAAUCAAUCAAAUCCUAUUCGAACUAUGGGUAUGGAAGUUCAGUUUUUCUCAUAGAUAUGAUAGGAUUUUGUAACAUAGAUUUGAUAUUUGCUUUGUACAUUAGAU